GCCUUACAACUUCUACACUUACGCUAGCGCUUUCCGUGAUCCCUAGACCGAACUUACCCACACCGACUUGACAAAUCGCGUUACUACCGUUCAACUCCAACAACAUUCAAGUCUCAAGCCUCCAUCUUCAAUAUGUCGCUUUGCACCCUGCGUUUGGGUGAGGAGAGGAAGCAUUGGCGAAAGGACCACCCAUUUGGCUUUUGGGCGCGGCCUGUUAAGAAUGCCCAGGGUGUCUUGGAUCUCAAGACUUGGGAGUGCGGCAUCCCUGGCAAGGAGAAGACAAUCUGGGAGGGCGGUGUUUUCAAGAUGACCAUGAUUUUCCCCGAGGAGUACCCCGCGAAGCCACCAAAAUGCAAAUUCACGCCGCCGCUGUUCCACCCGAAUGUCUACCCCUCAGGCACCGUCUGCCUCUCCAUUCUCAACGAAGAUGAGGGCUGGAGACCUGCCAUCACCAUCAAACAGAUUGCCCUAGGUGUACAGGAUCUGCUAGACAACCCGAAUCCUGAGUCUCCUGCGCAGGCCGAAGCCUAUAACCUGUUUAAGAAAGAUCGCGCCGAAUAUGAGAAACGAGUAAGACGCGAAGUUCGCUCGAACCCCGCCACUUGAGACAUCACAUGAUGGUAGGAGCGUGGGGUAUGCAGGGUGUGUUGUGGGGUUGUGAGCAGUAUGCUCGUCGUGUUUGGGCAUGGAGUUCGGUUCUAAAGGAUACCACAUUACGGCGUUACUUUGAGGUUUGGUCUAGCGUCUACUGAUGAUGCUGGUCUGAUGGUGUGGGAGAAUAAGACAUUGGGGAGAUUGUGGGCAGGCAGCCGAUGCGUUUUCGCAAGAUGACCUCAAAAAAGAUAGAUAUGCAUCCAGCCUUCGUCACGUAAGUGGCUCAGUCAUGAAUAAUGCGAAAUGUUCUACACAUAUUAUACUUGUUUCCGUCACUUUAGUACCUUUACGUGCCUCACGCGAAGACGUCCCUUAUAGCUAAUAUCUAUUGAAUAUGCAACGCAUAAUGGAAUUCUACUGCUUCAAGCCCUCGAGGCGUCCCAUCAGCCAAUUCGCAUU
This is a messenger RNA of Xylaria bambusicola, 1053 nucleotides long. Its product is annotated as ubiquitin carrier protein. The transcript has 4 exons. Bases 133 to 606 code for a protein of 157 amino acids. The record is from RefSeq and is a predicted model, not a curated record. Gene Ontology annotation, molecular function: SUMO conjugating enzyme activity. NCBI's taxonomy places the organism in Eukaryota, Fungi, Ascomycota, Sordariomycetes, Xylariales, Xylariaceae. Gene Ontology annotation, biological process: protein sumoylation. Gene Ontology annotation, cellular component: nucleus.